Engraulis encrasicolus (European anchovy) is the source of this 2389-nucleotide messenger RNA. RefSeq names its product ELOVL fatty acid elongase 2 (gene elovl2). Gene Ontology annotation, molecular function: fatty acid elongase activity. The transcript has 8 exons. Gene Ontology annotation, biological process: fatty acid elongation, saturated fatty acid; sphingolipid biosynthetic process; fatty acid elongation, polyunsaturated fatty acid. Lineage: Eukaryota; Metazoa; Chordata; Actinopteri; Clupeiformes; Engraulidae. The record is from RefSeq and is a predicted model, not a curated record. Gene Ontology annotation, cellular component: endoplasmic reticulum membrane; endoplasmic reticulum. Bases 163 to 1065 code for a protein of 300 amino acids.
CUCCGCGUGUGAUGGUGAGUAGGUCGGUGGAGGAGAAGUACGGGGUGGAUACUGAAGAGGCAAGGUGGUGCCGGACGGAGGACAGGCUGGAGAGGACCCCGCGCUCUGCAAGCCUCUGGAUCCGUGGUGUCACCGCGAUAUAAAAUCUGGUCUGGGGGAACCAUGGAGUAUCUGGACACUCUGGACAGGAGGCUGAACUCUGCAGUGGACAACCUGUUUGGAGAGCGAGAUCCCCGGGUGCGAGGAUGGCUGCUGCUGGACUCCUACCUGCCCACGGUGCUGUUGACCCUCCUCUACCUGCUCCUGGUGACCCUGGGGCCCCUCUACAUGAGGUCCAGACCGGCCUGGUCACUCACACACGUCCUGCCCAUCUACAACUUCUCAGUCACCGUGCUGUCCUUGUACAUGCUGCUGGAGCUUGUCUCGGCAUCGUGGGCAGGUGGCUACAAUCUCCAGUGCCAGAGCCUCACUGAUGGAGGAGAGGCCGACAUCAGGGUAGCCAAAGUGCUGUGGUGGUAUUACUUCUCAAAGCUCAUCGAGUUCCUAGACACCAUCUUCUUCGUGCUGAGGAAGAAGAACAGCCAGAUCUCCUUCCUGCACGUCUACCACCAUGCCUCCAUGUUCAACAUCUGGUGGUGCGUGCUCAACUGGAUCCCCUGCGGACAGAGUUUCUUCGGGCCAACGUUGAACAGCUUCAUCCACGUGCUGAUGUAUUCUUACUAUGGCCUCUCCACAUUCCCUGCCAUGCACAAGUACCUGUGGUGGAAACGCUACCUAACACAGGCACAGCUGGUCCAGUUCUUCCUGACCAUCACCCACACCCUCAGUGCUGUAGUGGUCCCAUGUGGCUUCCCCACCGGAUGUCUACUCUUCCAGACCAGCUACAUGUUCACACUGGUGUUCCUCUUCAUCAACUUCUAUAUCCAGACGUACAGGAAGCGCACUCCCCGGGAUGCGGGAAGACGGCCCGAUGCAGACGUCAGCUGCUCCAGCAGUCAUGUAAAUGGCCAUUUCGCCCACGUCAAUGGCAGCACCACAGAGAAGCAGAAGCAGAAGGCUCAUUGACCUUGUUGCUCCCACAGGGGUCAAAUGAUUGUAUCAACCCUAAAUAUGCUGAGAAAGGAAUACUAUAGCAGGGAUUACGUUUUCUUUUUUGGGUGAUUGUAUGUUUAGCGCACUUUGUACUUGAUUGUUAUUUUUAUGUACGUAUAGUUUCUUUUAAUUCUUAAGGUUUCGUUACACAAAAAAUGGCUCAUAUUGUUAUCAGCGGGAGAGGUGCUUCCCACUUCCUUCAGGGCAUACAGUAAAUACACUCCUUUGCACAGUACAGGCGGACAUCUUGGAUUGAUGUAGUGAAAACUCCUUCCAUGUACAGUAUUCGUGCCUCCUGUGUCCUCAGAGGCAGUUCCACCAAUAGAGACUCCAAAAGUCAUGCUGCUCCAUGGUACCCAAGAUGGAACAAUUUAACCAACAGCAGUCAAACAAGGUCUCUCCCUUGACUCCCAUUCAUUGUGUUUUGUCCCCCCUCUUGAUAUUAGAUCCCAUGGAGAGGCAUUACUUUAAAGGUGCACUGUGUAAUAUUUUUAGUAGUUCAUUUACAUAAUUUAUGUCACCCGUUCACAAAUGUUUCCUUUUUCACAAAUACUUACCAUCAUAUUUUUAGUUUUCAUAAUGACUGGGAAAAUUGCACUUUUCAUACAUGAAAAGAGGGAACUUCAUGUCUGCCAUUUUGAAUUUCCAGAAAUAGACAUUUUUAGCAGCACAAUUUCCUGUACUUUGGUUAUACUAGUAAAUAUUAGCUUAUUACUAUUCAAAGAAAAGAUCAAACUUGGCAACAGGUAGCACAAUUCCAAUGAGCAGCAUAGUUGCAAAACGCACUCUGCCUGACCACCAUCCUACACAGUGCACAUUUAAGGCCCUCUCCUAUCAGAGCAUCCUGGGGAUAUGCUGAUGGUGAAUUAGAACAAAUCUAAAACAAAUACUGUAUGUGGAAGGAUUUUCAGUUUCUGAACCUGGUAUGUUGGCCUCUGUCAAACUGAAAUUGAGAGGUUUUAUUGCUGAACAUCACUACUACUAUAUCCACUGCUGAGCACUAGGAUAGUAGCCACAUGAUCAUACACAGAGCAAUGUAUUUUUAUGAACAUUAUGAAGCUUCUGGUUAAAUUUCACAAAAGAAAUAUUAACUGAGCGAUGCAUAAAAGGUCCCGUAUGACAUGACAUUAUGGGUGCUUUCCAAUAUGCACACUCCCGUCCUCCACUUGUGCUUGUGGCCUCGCCCCGCCUCCUGGCCCAGCCACCGUGGAGAAACCAAUUAAGUUUCCCAGCUGUCAGCCUAGCCACAACAAUUUUUGGGAGACCGUUUUUCAUUCACCAUCCCAAUUGCAAAUGA